AUGGUACUUCUGGCAAACUGUUUCUCAGGGAAGGGACCUGUGAGAGCGGCUAUCCCAACCCGUGCUGGCGACCUGCGAGAGCACCUCAAUCGGCAAAACUCUCGUGCUCAAAGCGAGCAAGUGCGAGUGGAAAACCCUCCUGCUAAUGGGGUCCAAGUUGGGGAGGCACCUUCGCCUCCUCCACCAAUCGCACUUGAUCAACCCAAGCAGUUGGGGAUUCUAGGAGCGCUCACUCGAUUGGCGAACCAGGAUGUGCCAGGUGAUGAAAAUCCGAAGGAGGUCACUCCUAAUGAGCCUAGAAAUAGGCGGGAACGACGGUAUGAUGAGGUUCAAAGGCAAAUUGAGGAACACUCAAUUCACGAGAGCAGCGGGGAAUCACCUGUUGGUCGGGGUCGAAGGCCGGAGAACAUUGUCGCGUUAGCUCGGCAGGUUCGAGAUUUACAAAACCAGGUGAAUGGAAAUCAUGGUGACGCUCAGUCUUUCCUACGGGCGUGUCCAUUCUCUCGAGAUAUCAUGGCUUUCCAAACCCCAACAAAGUUUAAAUUACCUAAGAAUUUGACGUACGAUGGAACCGGGGAUCCUCGGGAGCAUCUGCUUAGCUUCCAAGCUCGGAUGCAGAUUCACGAAGCUGAAGAUCCGUUGAUGUGCAAAGCCUUCCUAACGACUUUAACUGGUUCAGCGCAAAGGUGGUGUAUGAGGUUGCCUGAGCAUUCUGUGAGCUAUUUCACGCAAUUGGCCGAGCUCUUCUUGACCAAUUAUGCCGCCUAUUUGCGUCCGAAGAAGAAUUUCAUGUACCUGUCCGGGGUUAAGCAGGACCCUAAUGAAUCACUUAGGUCAUUCCUGGUGAGGUGGCAGAAAGAGGUUCAUACAGUGGACGAUCUAGAUAACAAGACGAUGUUAAUCUUGUUCAUGCAGAAUUUGAGGUUCGAGAAGCUGUAUACCAACCUCCAUACUGAGUGGUCGAGCUCGUAUGCUCAAGCCAUCCAAAGAACCAAUCGGCAUGCUGAUGCCGAGGAUGCGAUUAGGCAGAAAAGGAUUCAGGAGGGAGGGUUGUCCAGACCCAAGAAGCCUCGUCUAGAGGAAACACGAGCUGAAAGAUUUGAUAAGAGUCGGUUAGGCCGUCAGGAAACUAGUUGGAACCCUGAAAGAUCGGGUGUCCUACUAUUUCGCCAACAGUCGGUCGCGGUCCAGGAGCGCGGAAAUCCAAGCCAAUUUGGGGAGGGUAAUCGUGAUAAGGGAAAACAGUCUACUAAAGGGAAUGAGGAAGCAAACUGGAAGGGGAAGAACAUCAUCAACAUGAUCAUACGGGGUCCCGAGGGAGGCGACUCGGCUGGAUCAAGGAAGGCUUGGGCUCGACAGUUGUACAUCGGAGCUAUUUAUGGAAGAGAAGCCAAUGUGAAGAAGGAAUGCCGAGAGCCAAUCACCUUCACAGAUGACAACUUGCCCUUAGGAGCAGGACCUCAUCGGGACGCCUUAGUCAUAGCUAUAGACAUAGUCGGUACCGUUGUGAGACGAGUAUUGGAAGACACGGGUAGCAGCGUUAAUGUCCUCUAUUUAGACACUUUCAAGAAGUUGAGGUUGGACCGAGACAUUCUCAAGCUACUGGUCGAGUUAGGUACCUACCCUAACGUUACAACCGUGGAGAUGGAGUUUGUGGUUGUUCAACUGGAGUGUUCUUAUAACGCCAUCAUUGAAGGCUGGGUUGGAAGAUUUGGGAGCUUUGAUAUCUCUGAAGCAUUUAUGCAUGAAAUUUCGGACCCCUACGGGGCUGGAGUGGUACAGAGCGAUCAGAGGAUAGCUCGUGGCUGUUACUUGCAAUCUUGCUGCAAGAUGGGGAGGUCGGACCUACGGAUCCAUACCAUCACCAAAAUAGAGGACAUGAGGGAACACACUUUGGAACGACCCGAGCCGGCAGUAGAGUUAGAAGAGGUAGAGAUUGAUCCAAUCCACCCUGAAAGACGGGCCAGGAUCAGAAAGGACCUUCCCAAUGCGGUCAAAAGGUCAGUCGUGCAAGUAUUGAGGAAGUACAAGAAAAUCUUCACGUGGGGAUCGAAUGAUAUGUCGGGGGUAGACCGAUCUAUAUUCACUCACCGAUUGGUGAUAGACCCGGCCUACCGACCUGUAGUUCGGAAUACUUAA
Molecule: messenger RNA, 2139 nt
Organism: Ipomoea triloba (trilobed morning glory)
Lineage: Eukaryota; Viridiplantae; Streptophyta; Magnoliopsida; Solanales; Convolvulaceae
Exons: 3
Coding region: 1-2139 (712 amino acids)
Source: RefSeq, a predicted model, not a curated record